This is a messenger RNA of Bursaphelenchus xylophilus (pine wood nematode), 1972 nucleotides long. The record is from the annotation of a GenBank genome assembly. NCBI's taxonomy places the organism in Eukaryota, Metazoa, Nematoda, Chromadorea, Rhabditida, Aphelenchoididae.
AUGAACAUGUUGUUUGCCAGUUUGCUGCUGAUUUGUGGCCUCUCAAGUGGCCUGGCCAAGAGUUUCGGGAAGCUGAAUUGCUCGGAUCAUGUGCAUAAUCUGGUGGUCGCAAACUCCGACUUCUCACGUGAGUCUUGAAAUUUUGGAUGUGAAAAAAUGUUUGUCGAAGAGAGAGGAUGAAGAGCGAGGAGGGAAACAGAGAGAAAAAAAUAAGCCUUAUUAUCCAUGUCCUUGACGACCUUUUCCCAAAAAAGUUGUUUUUUGUUGAAACGUGACCUUUUCCACGUCUAUUUUCAUCGAAAUAUCAGAGCUUUUUCGACCAAAAAAACCUCAGUUGUUUCUGCAAAGCGAGUGAAAAUUUUCACAAAUGCCUGAGGGCAUAACAAGUUAAUUUCCUUCAAUUUUCCCCAAGCUUUAUCAAAAUCUAUCCUCCUCAGACCUUCCUAUUCAAAAUUUCAAAAAAAUCCAUCUAAAUCCUCUCACCCUUGCAGACCAAAAACCCUCGUAUAUCACAUUCCUCACUGCCGACAUCUACAACCACGACCAUUCCCCUUCAUGCGCGUUUGGAAGGCCGAACGUCCCGCUGCCCGGUUUUGUCAAAUUCUUGGACGGAGAGCUCCACGUGACAAAAUACUACGAUGUCCUGAAGGAUGGAGUGCUCAAAGCGACCGUGAGGAGCAGUUUCUUCGAGAAACCGAUCUGUUUGAACGGCGAAAGUCAGUAUCUAGCGCUGCCCAAUUCUAUGUGGUAAGGGGAUACUUUUGAAUUAAAAAUGAACUGAUUUUCAGCGACUUGUUGAGCGUAAAAUCCAAAUAUAAUAAUUUCAGUCAAUUCAAAAUUAGCGACUUCAUGAACCACGACAUUGUGCGGGUCUUGGAGGAGCCUGGAGUCCACACACUGCAAGAAAUCACCGAGAGGAUCGGGUUAAACUCAACCAUUGAGCUGCCAGAGCCCCCAAGCUUCUUGGGAAUCUCGUUGUUGGACCUGUUGUCGGUAAGGAAGGGAGCAUUAUCCCAACAGACUAAAACAAAGGCAAAAACUAUUAGCAUCAGAAAAAAAGUGACGCUGAAAGAUCGCUAAGCAGUUUAUUUGCCUGUCCAAGAAAUAAUGAGCACUCUGUCGCAGGAAAAAUCGCAUCGCUGUUGAGAAAAUGAAUUGUGUCGCGGCAAAAUCAAAUUAUUUUUUUUACUUCAGCGACUUGAUCGGCGCACGUCAAACUGAGGAGUCCGGUGACCGGAGUAGACUCUUCGUUCUCGGUUUUUUACAUUUCGUCUUGAUUUCGCAGAGAAGACAGAGAAAAGAAGCGCAAAAACGUACUCUCUCGCCCCAAAAAUUCCCCAUUUCUUCCCCGAUAAAACGUUUUUUCGCGUCUUUUUUUUGGCAAAUUGACAAUCCAUCUCGCUCGACUGUUCUAGCAUAUCUCAGUUUGGCGUGCGGCGCAGCGACAUUGUGCUCAUUAUUUUCCCGACAGACUGACGUCUUCAAGCUAAAGAUCUUUUUGAAGAGCCUUCAGCAAGGUCAUAUUGCAAAAAAAUCAAAAAAAAAAAUGCAUUCCAGUGAAUUCGCUGAAGCUUCUUCUUCAGCGAAUUUACUGCAAUGCUAUUUUCUUUUCUCGGAAGUAGCCGCUAACGCUGGCAAAGCAGUAAACACUAUUUUUGUCCCAAGCAAGAGAAAUUGAUAUGCUUUUACAGUAAAUUCUACUGCUGUAAAGCUUUAUUUGACCCCGUUUUUUGCCGCAUAGUCAAGCGAAUUGACCUCCAAACACGUGAUUUUUAAAAAACCGAUGAUUUUCAACGCCAACCAAGGCUUAUUCCACCAUUUUCAGGGAGAAUUCGCAUUCGGCUUUCAAAUCGAGACCAACGGCCAAACCGUGAUGGACGUGAUGAUCCCCACCAACCACAAAUGGCUUCAAAUCGGCGUCGCCGACAACUCGGUGAAGGAUGAGGACGAGAGCGGCAGCGAGGAGGAAUAG